Andrographis paniculata is the source of this 2082-nucleotide messenger RNA. Its product is annotated as ERAD-associated E3 ubiquitin-protein ligase HRD1B-like. Bases 181 to 1767 code for a protein of 528 amino acids. The record is from RefSeq and is a predicted model, not a curated record. The transcript has 8 exons. NCBI's taxonomy places the organism in Eukaryota, Viridiplantae, Streptophyta, Magnoliopsida, Lamiales, Acanthaceae.
CACAUUUUUUCUACCUUGACUUGAUUAAGUUUAAUGUUUAGAAUCUUAGCGUCGUUUUGAAAACUGGCAGGCGUAUUUAUAUUUUUUACAAAAUAGCCCUACCGACGAUUCGACUCCCUCCGCCGCCGGCGACUCUCGUACGGCUCGGACUCCUUCAACCGUAUUGGGAACAAAGUAGAAAUGAUGAGGCUGCAAACUUAUGCUGGAGUCAGCUUAUUGGCAACAUUGGCUAUUAUAUAUCAUGCCUUUAACAGUAGAUGCCAGUUUUAUCCUGCAAUGGUUUACUUGUCAACUUCAAAGAUCAGCUUGGUCCUCCUCUUGAACAUGGGCCUGGUUUUUAUGUGUAUCUUGUGGCAAUUUACCAAAAAAGUAUUUCUUGGCUCACUGCGGGAAGCAGAAGUUGAGAGGCUAAAUGAGCAGUCAUGGCGGGAAGUUAUGGAAAUACUGUUUGCAAUCACUAUUUUUAGACAAGAUUUCUCAGUUUCGUUUCUUGCCAUGGUUACUGCUUUACUUUUGAUAAAGGCAUUGCAUUGGUUGGCCCAAAAGAGGGUUGAAUACAUUGAAACAACACCAUCAGUCCCUAAGCUUUCUCACUUCCGCAUUGUUUCAUUCAUGGGAUUCCUUCUCCUCAUUGACAGUAUAUUUCUGUAUAAUUCAGUCAAAUAUUUGGUGGAAACCAGACAGGCAUCAGUUUCCUUGUUUUUCUCCUUUGAAUACAUGAUAUUGGCGACGACAACUGUUGCAACAUUUGUGAAGUAUACAUUCUACGUCAUUGACAUGCUUAUGGAGGGGCAGUGGGAAAAGAAGGCUGUCUACACCUUUUACUUGGAGCUGGUCCGGGACUUACUUCACUUGACUAUGUAUAUGUGCUUCUUCCUGGUUAUUUUUGUGAAUUAUGGUGUGCCUCUUCACUUAAUUCGGGAGCUGUAUGAGACAUUCCGUAACUUCAAAAUCCGUGUGGCUGAUUACAUACGGUACCGCAAGAUAACUUCAAAUAUGAAUGAUCGUUUCCCAGAUGCAACAGCCGAGGAGCUCAUUUCGAGCGAUGUUACCUGCAUUAUAUGUCGUGAAGAGAUGACUACAGCUAAGAAACUUAUCUGUGGGCAUCUUUUCCAUGUACACUGCCUUAGAUCUUGGUUGGAAAGACAGAACACGUGCCCAACAUGUAGAGCACUUGUUGUACCAGCUGAAAAUGGAACAUCAACUUCUGGAUCAACAGCUAAUAGUCAACAGCAAGGUCCUAGCACUUCCGGGACAUCGUCUCAAGGGUCUGUUAGUGGAGGUGUGGCAAAUGGUAAUGUCAGUCAUCAUCAGGCAAGACUUCAAGCUGCUGCUUCCGCUGCCUCUAUAUAUGAGAAAUCUUUCGUUUAUCCAUCUCCUAACACUUUUAUGCGGUCACCUGGAUUUGCUACACUUCCUCAGUCACUUCAACAUUCUGGAAACACAGUAAUGGCAGAUCUCGGCAGUGGAGUUUCAAACAUGACCUUUUUACAAGAACCUCAAGGUACUUUUGUCCCUUCCCAGUUUCCGGAUGAAGAUGGUCAACUUGGGGUGGGAAGUGCAUCUGUCUCUCAGCAUGAUUUACAAAUAAAACUAAUUGAGCUACAGAUUGAGUUUCUACAGCGCCAGCUCAAGCUUCUGCAGUCAAGCAAUGAGAAAAAACUAGAUCCUGGAACAUUUGAUAUCAAGGGAAAGGCAGUAUUGUCAUCUUCAUCUUCAUCCACUGUGAGCUCUAAUGUGAGUAGCCAUCCAGCAACCACAGACUAAUCUUCCAGUCAGAACUACAGCCUAAAUCAAGGUUUGUCAACACUUUUCGUUGUCUUGUAUUCAUAUUGGAAACACUUUAAACACUAUACCCAUAUCCAAGAACCCGGCGUAAUUUGUGUGCUUGUUGUUGUUCUAGACACCAUCACUAUGCAAACUUCACGCCCUUCGGUAUACACUAAGAAUUAGUCCACUCUUGUUUUCUGUCUAGUGUAGAAUUUUACCAUGCUAGGGUGAUUUUACUGCCCUCUGUAUUUGAACAUUUUGACUUCCUGAAAUCGACGGCCCUCUCCCAUAAAAUGUAUGAUUUAUUCAGAA